Molecule: messenger RNA, 1378 nt
Organism: Podospora bellae-mahoneyi
Lineage: Eukaryota; Fungi; Ascomycota; Sordariomycetes; Sordariales; Podosporaceae
Exons: 4
Coding region: 1-1200 (399 amino acids)
Source: RefSeq, a predicted model, not a curated record
AUGUCGGAUACCUUUACACCACCACAGGGUCUAGCACCCGAGAUGUAUGAAUCGCGGGCCGGGGUUGUCAUCGCCGUCGUGGCAGUUUGCUUGACGACGGCCACAACUGCCGUAGGGUUGCGGUCCUAUUCCCGUGCGACACUGAUUCGUCAAUUCGGGAUGGACGAUUGGGCUGCUAUUGUAGCCCUUCUUUUGGCGAUGGGCAGUGGGAUCAUGGUCGCUUCAAAUACAAUUUAUGGACAUGGCAAACACAUCGCGGUCGUGGACGGGUCUCAGCUGUGGAAAUAUUUUAGGACAUUCUACACCUCCAUCGUCCUCUAUAACGGGUCAUUGACAGCUAUCAAAAUCACCUUCCUCCUCCAAUACUGGCGCAUUCUGGGGACACCACAGAUGAGAAAGGUGGUGAUGUUUGCUGGAAUCAUUGUUGCCUUGUGGUCCAUCUCCCAACUACUCGUCGUCAUCUUCACCUGCACGCCCAUCGAGAGGUUUUGGCUGCCAGAAACGCCGGGAACUUGCAUUCCCAACCUGCCUUUCUGGUAUAUCAACGCGGCCGGCAACAUUGUUACCGAUGUUAUCGUUUUUGUCGUUCCCUUGCCAGCUCUUAGCAAGCUGAACCUGAAGAAGAACCAAAAGGUCGCAUUGAUCGGUAUCUUUUGCUUGGGUUUCUUUACCUGCGCCAUCUCCGUUAUCCGCAUCCAGUACCUCCGCCUCAGCGAGGAUGUCACAUGGGACAACGUCGCCUCCUCAUGCUGGUCCGUCGGUGAGCUCUGCUCCGGCAUCACCUGUGCCUGCCUCCCUACUCUCCGCCCUCUCGUCGCCAAGAUCUUUCCCUCUAUGAACUCGAGCAACGACAGCUACGGCAGCUAUCAAAAGUCCUCCGGCCGUGAUGGGACGGCCCCAAGCAAGAGCAAGAGAUCCCGCAACGAGACAGGGAGCACGAGGAGCAUCAUCUACCCCGAGGAUGUGGAGCUCCAGAGCGAUGACAGGUCAGACAAGGAGGUCAGGGUGGACAGGGUGGAGGACCACGCGCAGUAUGGGGAUGCGGUGGGCAAGCUCAAGCUGGGUCUCAAGCCUUCGGUCACUACGGAGAUCAAGGUCGGGACACCUGGGCCGACUUCUUCGAGACCGGUACCGAGUUCGCAGUGGGGUAGGGGGAUUGAGGUGAAGCAUGAUUUGGUUGUUACCAAGGAGGGGUUCUAAGUUUCCUUUGUUUUGUUGUUGUUCUUGUACAAAAAAGGUUUUGCUCUGGUAAUAGAUGGAUGGGAUAUGUUAGGAACGAGGAUUAUACCCGGUGGGCUGUGUCAAAGUACACGAUGGACCAGUUACGAAAUGUAAAAAAGUAAAAUGAAAAAAAAAACAACAUUUCAGAAUACCAUCA